AUGUUCCUGAUAUUACUCAAUUAUGUAUUGUUUACUUUAACCAUUUUACUCCCAGGCUGCAUGAUGGAGUCUUAUAAUGUGGUUCAAAGGUUUACGGUCGUUUUGAUACAAGUUUAUCUAGUUUAGGUGUAAAUAGUUCCACGUACUUGGCUUAAAGAACGAAGAAUAUUCACCCAAAAUGUUUUUCAUGUUCACCCGCAAACUAUGUUAUUUGAAGUGAUCGAAAUUUUUGCGCAAUAUCGGUGCUUGAGAUUUUAUCAAAUUGACUUGUAUUGAAACGACUUUGUAUCAAAAUGAUUGAACUCCGGUUCAAACUUCUGAGACUGUGGAUGAAAUCCUAUAAUAAUUAUGUGACCGAUCAUAUAAAAUCUCUCCAACUGUACUAUUAAUUUUUUUCUUCCACGUUAAUUUUCCUAAAAUGAAAUUUGCUAAAAUUGUUGACUGUUAGGAAGUGAAAGGGUUAAUAAGUUCCUAUUAUCUCCUUAGUAACAAGGUGCAGUAAAUUCCUGAUUUUUAAAUUUCAGUGAAAAAUUGAGAAGAUUAGUUUGAAUUAUUGAGAGGGUGGGUAAAAUAACAGUGUUUGACCAGGGAAAGAUUCUUCAGGUUCAUAACCAGCCAUCAUGUUUUUGACAUGAAACUUUGUUCCACCUUGUUUCUCCUCACCCAGGUGUAUUAAUGGGUAGCUGUGGUGCAACAUAUCACAGAGGGUAACCUGUAAUUAAUAGACUGCUAUCCGAUUCAGCGGGGAGUAGCAAUACCCCAGCCCUCUGUGCUUAAUGCUGCAAAACCAGGGAGUGCUCACACUUUGUGAAUCUAGUGGCUGAUUUGUGCCUUUAUCUUGACUAUGACAGGGAAAUUAUUUAGUUUUGUACUUAUUAUUAGGAGGUUUGAGAGAUCAGGAUACUAAGUUGUAUAUUUAAAAAUCGAAGUUUGUUCAGUUGAACUUUGUUUAUUACAAGACUGGUAAUACUUCUGAAUGAAUAUCUUAUUUGAUUUAUCGGUGACGUCGCGAGACGUUUCUUUAAACAAUGAAGUAAAAAUUUGUUACAACACUUUUUUUUGUCACUUCUACAUCUUGUUUCUGACGCUGUAUUCGGACAAUAGAACGAGGGAUUUCAAACAGCACAACGAAGCAAAAAACCCAAGAAAAAAGAAAUGUCUGCGAGAGAGAAAAGGAUUCGUGGGAUUUACAAAAUAUCACCUAAAGGUCAAAGGUUAGGAUUCAGUUUAAUUUAUGUUUGCUGUGGACUAGCCUGAUUCUCAGAUGGUCAAAGGACUCUCUUCUCUUUCUAUCUGAUACAAUCAAACCCUGCUUUACUGCUUACACCUCAUUAUUACGUAGAGGAUAUUACAUGGCCGCAUGGGGAUAUGAAUUUUAUCUUUGAGUGCUGAACGUAUCUCUCACGCAUGAGCGAAGCUAACAAGUGAGAGAUACUUUCAGCACGAGAAGAUAAAAUUCGUAUCCCCAAGCGGCCAUGUAAUGUUCUGUUUAUUUUCUAGAUACUGAUGAAAUUCCCAGAUAAAACACAACUACUUUUUUAUUCAUUUUCGAAACAGCAAAAUAGUGCAAUUAAAGUGGUCACCUACCGCAAAAUGCCUGUCACAAAAAUUUUAUGAAACUCGGAUAUAAAGUUAUAAAGGAGAAAUAAAGACAAUAAUACUUGUAUUUUCUGUUCCAAAAAGUCAAAAUUAAUGUUAGUAACCAUGGCGACAGCAAUAUCCUCACACGUGAAAGAUAAAAAUAGUAUCUUCUUUGGAAAAAUCCUGGUAUGUCAUCAGUAUCUAUAUCUAUAUCUAUAUGUCCCUUUGUCCCUCAACUGGUUAAUUCUUAUUGAGAAGCCCUUUUGUUUGUCAUAGAAUUGAUAUUUUUGUCAUGCUUUUGUUGGAUACGUAGACCUGCAUUAAGUACUAAAAUAGCUUUGCUUGCUUUUCUUUAAUGUUAUACUAAUUUGAAGGGUUUGAAUCUAUUUCAAGGUAUGAGAUGUAUGUUCCUCUUCACAAGUUAUGGGAAGGUUAUAUGCAGAGCAUGCUUAAUCUACAUCCAAAAAGGUAAGGUCAGAUAUCAUACUACAUGUACUAAACAGUAACCCUUGUGGCGUACAAAAAUGGCGAGCUGACCAGAGGUUGAAUAUGCUGACGGGGCAUAACCAGCCUAUUAACCUGUAGGCCUGGGCCUACAAAUUUUGGUUUGAUCACUCUACCUCUUCUUAUAAGUUAUGCAUUUUGGGGAUGAGCUAAGAAGCAUAAGAGGUCAAAGUGUUGGUGAGGACCGUGCACCGUGCUGGCCUACAACUAGUCGAAAAGCUGGCUAAGCCUUUGACUGACAAGGUGGUUAUGGUCCCACGGAAUUAGAAUUCUCCCCCCAAGAACUGUGAAUCAUUUUGAAGGAAGUAGGAGUGGAUGGUGGAAUUUUCUGGGCAAAUGUACAUGAGGUUAUCAGACUGAAACACUUUAAGACUAUUAAAAUCCCAACCAAAGGGAGUUGAUGGACAUGGUUCUCUCAUCCUCUUCCUCAUUUGUUUAUGAUUACUCCUUUUCAUUUGGGUUAUUAUUUACAGCAAAGUCUUACUGCAGUGCAGUUUGCCAUUGUUACUUGAAAACCAGGCUUUCCUUAAUUCUUUAAACCCAAAAAUCAACAUGCAUAUUCUCCACAUCUCCUCAAGGUAUUUGAGAGGAGAAUUUUAUCCAUCAAGACUUAUUUCCACUUCUCACAGCCUAAAAUUUUAUUAAGAUCAGUGUGACCUCAAGGAGAAAUUGAAUGUUGGUUAGUUACUUUUGGGGGGGUUAAGGGGUUUAGAGGUUAACGGGGAGCUGAUUUGAAAAGACAAUGCUACUGACACUGUUUCUAUCAUUAGUAAUCUAAAAGCUGCCUAUCCUAAGCUUCUUCGAGCUGAUUACCAAGGCUGUAUCCUGAAUGGUAAGUUCAUUUUCUGUUUUUCUUUGUUAAUAUACCACUGCUGGAAAAUUAAAUAUGUUUGACUCCGAAAGUCUAGACUACGAGCAGUCUCUCUUUUUUUCUGUGGUCUGUCGAGCAAAACGCGGGACACGCAAAUGGCCACGAGCGUAGAAAAAGAGAGACUGCUCGCAGUCUACCGAAAGUCUUUCUUUCAGAAGUGCUGUAAUGAUCCCAACAGGAUCAUUAUACAUUUCUGGGAAACUGCCCACCUACCCCUCCCCAAAGCCAACAUUAACACUUAAUUCUCACUGAGGGCAAAAUGUUGGCUUAGGGGAGGGGUAGGUGGGUAGUUUCCCAGAAACGUAUAAUGAUCUGUGGAUCAUCAUACGUUUCUGGGGAAACUGCCUACCCUACCCCUCCCCUAAGCCAACAUUAACAAUUACUCCUCACUUAGGCCAAAAUGUUGGCUUAGGGGAGGGGUAACCAGGUUUAUGUGGUAAAUGCGAAGCGCUAUAAAAGGCAGGCAACCCUGUCAGUGCUCUUGCACUGAGAUGAGAGUAGCUCAAGUAUGCAAACACCAAGUGCUUCAGAAGUGUGCCAGUGCAUUCCUUGUUUGGAGCUUUGUUCUUAUCUAUAGAAGCUUUAAAUCCCAUUUUAGCGAGGCCAAAACUACUUCAGCGUACGGGGAAUGUUUUGAAGUUUUCCGAACUCACUUCUGAGCUGCUUGAACUUGUGUUCGCUUUGUCUUCCCCUUUAAGCAGAGGUCACAUUCUCUCGAUGUAAACUGGCGUUCGCAAAGUGGCUACAUUUUAUUAUUUUUUUUACUUAACAGUUUACUUGGUUUUGCAAAGAUCUUUGUUGCUCUUCAGCAACAAUACCGAUGUAUUUUAAAAAUAUUUUCAGAAAACGACCUGCCAAUAGCAACACUGAUCAAGACUUUAAGAAAUUAUCUAAUCUGAUUGGCCAUGGACAGCCCCGUUUAAGCAUUUUUAGACAGUUUGAUAGGACAGUACACGUCAUGUCUAAUUCCCCUCAGUAGUUGAACAGAAUUUGAUAGUACUAAAUAAAAUUGGAGAUUAUUCAGGGGCACCCAAUGACCGAAUUUUUUCCAGAUACGACAGAAUUGGCUCAGAUGGUUUUCCCUAUGCUUUAGAACCCAGUUUGGCCAAAUUGUGGCUGUCCUAAGAAAUAUUUAUCUGUUCGGACGUCUUAGGGGGACUUUUCUGGUCACGAAAAUUUUUUGGUGGCUAUUUCAUCUUUAAGCUGUCCUUAUGGGUACGGUCGGACGUUCAAGGACAUGGACUAGCCGUACUUCCAAUAGAAAACUCUAGAACGCUUUGUCUUUAUACUGAAAUUGUUAGGAGACUUUUGGCAAUAUCUUGGCAAUGUGAAAAACACAACCUCUGAAAAUCGUAGGUAAGUCAAUAGAAAAACUCCGAACAUCUUAGACGAGUGGGAAAGUUAUGCAGACAAUUUUUUAGCCUUUCUUGCGUUUUAGAAAUUUUGGGGCAAUAUUUACUCCUUCGAACAGUAAGUUUACCGAAAAAAGUCGUUGGGUACCCCUGAUUGUUGUUGUAAUAAAAGUGAUGAGUUAGCCACCAAAAAAAACAAUAUUGAGCUUUGGCUGCGUGGGCUGUAUGUUGAUCUCGAGAGAUCUUAACUUUAUAAGCUAUCACAAAUAAUCAAAUUAUUAUCUUUCUUUAUCGCAGUAAGCCGGUCAAAGUGUCCAUCCUACGUGGGAACAAGUGGCAUUUUACUACAAGAAACAAAGAACGCGUUUAAAAUCAUAACAAAAGAUAACGAACUUAAAAGUAAGUAUCGACUCGAGUUGUGCCGCGAUGUGUUUGAAAGUACACUCUUGAAAGUAUCCUCUCGGAACUUGAAAUCUGUUGGUUUAAUUGAAAACCGGGGGGGGGUACUUCCUUAUAUAAGCCAUAUAGGUAUCCGCCCCAAAGGGUAUGGUUUUGGGGCCUUUUUGGUCUGAAAACAGGUAUACACUUUGCCCAUUUUGGUCUGGAAUCGGGUAUGGUUUUUGAGGGAACUACGGGAGUGUAUGAACGUAUUUAUCGUAAGGAAAUAGAAAUAUACACAUUGGAAAUGCAUUUGAAGAUUUUUUUGUUUGCGCUCUAAUCUAAGUAUUGAUGACAUAAUUUCUGCAUAAAGGCCAGGUCUGAAAACGGGUAUGGAUUUUAAAGGUGUGGUCUGAAAACGGGUGUCAUGUGGAAAAUGACAUUUUUUGGUCUAAAAUAGGGUUAGGAUUUGGAGAACCGAGCGCCAAACCCCUUCCAAGAAACCCAGGAGUAUCCCCCCCCCCCCCCCGGGGAUUAAAAAAAAAAAAAAAAUAAAAAAAAGAAAAAACGAAAAAAAAAUUAUGAUGGAGAGGCGAGUGGGGGGGGAUGUUCGUGUGUUGUUUGUGGCAUUCAACCGCGGGGGGGGGGCGGCGGGGGAGGGGGGGGGUGGGGGGGGGGGGGGGGGGGGGGGGGGGGGGGGGGGGGGGGGGGGUACUUCCUUGCAUAAGCCAUAUAGGUAUGUGUCGCCCCAAAGGGUAUGGUUUUGGGGCCUUUUUGGUCUGAAAACACUUUGCCCAUUUUGGUCUGGAAUCGGGUAUGGUUUUUGAGGGAACUACGGGAGUGUAUGAACGUAUUUAUCGUAAGGAAAUAAAAAUAUGCACAUUGGAAAUGCAUUUGAAGAUUUAUUUGUUUGCGCUCUAAUCUAAGUAUUGAUGACAUAAUUUCUGCGUAAAGGCCAGGUCUGAAAACGGGUAUGGAUUUUAAAGGUGUGGUCUGAAAACGGGUGUCAUGUGGAAAAUGACAUUUUUGGUCUAAAAGAGGGUUAGGAUUUGGAGAACCGGGCGCCAAACCCCUUCCAAGAAUUCCCAGGAGUAUUCCCCCCCCCCCUACGGGAUUGAAAGAUCCCACCCUGCCAUCAGCAGAGCCGUCCUAUCGUUUGCUUCUUUUCUCCUACUCACAAAAGAAAAAGACAAAAGAAGGCGCUGCUCGUAGGGUGGGAAGAUGCCGGGGGGGUAAUGCCCAUAAAAGUGACGGGGCUGCUCGGCGGAGAAUUUCGAGAACACCCCUAAAAGGUACCAGAAUCUUGUUUUAUUUGCGUGUCCCAAAUUCACUUCCGCCCCUAAGAGGUACCAAUUCAAAACUAUAUAACUGGCACUGCAAAUUUCAAUCGGUGAUAAAGAUAACUUUCCAACACUUUCUUCUCAAGGACUUUUUGAAACUAUUGUCAUAAAUCUUUAUCCUAAUCAGUCAUUUUAGGUUUUAGCACCCUAAGGGGUACCAAUCCAGAAAUUUAAACCCCUAAAAGGUACGACGAGCACCCCCGUCACUUUUACAGAGGAGUACCCCCUCCCCUAGGGGGGGGGGAGAUCCCAGAUCUAAACGCAUGAAGCAAACGAACUUUCAUUUUAUUUCGCGUCCGAGCUACCAUGCAUGACAUAUUCGACUGAACUGGGAUACCUCAGCAUACGAUGGUCCUUGUCCUUCUUGAGCUAUUUUUGGACUCUCUACAAGACGGAACCUCAGGCUGGUCAUGUGGAGUCCGUCUGAACUUCGCUUCUCACUAGCACCGAAUCAACCUCGUCCCCAGGGAAUAGCGCCCUGGGGACGAGGUUGGCACCGAAUCAUCUUCGGACUGAGCUUGUUUCAAAAAUACAUGUUGAGAUUAAAUAUGUUUUUAAAAAAUUGUUACGGCAAAUAAUUGUAAAUGUUCUCGGCUGCCAUGAUAAUAAUUCUCACCAACUUUGACUGUUCUAGUCAAAUGUGUGUUUUGGCUCUAAGGCCCGGUUCAAACGUCGAAUCUCACAUGCAUAUGAAGUGCGACGUUUGAAUCAAUUAAAUUCGACUGUUUAAAUUAAAUGCGUCGUUUGCCGUAUCUGUGGCUGAAACAGUCGAAAAUUCGACUUAGGUUCGACUUUUGAUUCAAACGUCACAUUUCACAUUUGCCGAACUUAAUGCAUGAAUUUUAGUAAAUUAUUAUUAUAUUGCUGGGAAUAUUGACCGCGAACAGAGUUAAAUUCGACAGAGUUCAGAGAGUUAAAUUCGACGUUUGAAUCAAAUGCCGUAUUUAGCUAUAGGAAUUAAGUUCGGCACAUGUAAAAUUCGACGUUUUUAGCUGGGCAUAAGGAGGAAAUAUGUUAACGCUGCCAGUCUCUUGCUGGCGUUCAGACAGCGGAGUGAGUAAAAGAAAAAAAAAAGAGGGGAGCAGAUUUUGUAUUGCUGUUGUUAUGCUGCUUUUUGUUGGGCGCGCGUCACUAUCUGAACUCUGGAACAGGCUAUGCCGGCCGAGAGAGAGUUCAGUUGAUUGCGUUAGCUCUAUUUUCGCCACAAAUAGCUACGCUGACGUCAAUUACUACAAUAUAAACAUCCAACUCUGAAAUUCUGUCACGUUUGGUCGGUUUUAAUCCCAGCCACGCGCUGGAAUAUCAAAGGCGGCCUCAAAAAUGUAAAUCUGCAUGCCCUAAUUGUCCCUUUCACGUCCUGUUUUGAUGCACGAGACGGAUGCCUUUUUCAAGAGAGAUUUUCCAGCUUUAUGUUUAAGGUCGAAAUCCUCUUAGCUUAAUCGCGGUUAUGUUUUCAAGAGAUUAGUGACCCAUAAGCAACUUUUUUUGUCCGCAAACAUGCACUCAGAGAUCUCAAGCUUGUAUAGUGAUGUCAUUUGUGGCCAAAACGGAUUCGGCUGACCUCCUACGCUUUUAGUGGUAUUCACGUAUCUUAACCCUAACUUCCAGUCUUCCGAUGAUGUAAGCUGUUGUUUUAUGUCAAUCUGAUGGAGAUCCUAUGUUGCAAUCUAUCAAACGAAGGCUCUUCGACAGUGCUUUUGCUUUGUAACAUUUGUUUUCUGGGUUUUCUGUGGUUAAAUGAAUUUAAAUUUAAUGUUUACUUUUUGCACUACACUGUGGUCUGUGUUCUUUUCCUUUGAAGCAAAUAAACACCAUCCAUUUCGAAAAAUAAUUCGUUUUGUUUUUCAACUCGGUUGGUAAAAGUAAAAUGAAGCUGAACCUGCAUUAAGCGGCCACCCUCUAUUAAACGGCCAGUAACCAAAGUCCUAGACUUUCAAAAAAGUCCUUCGUCCGAUUUAAUGUGGCGCGGGACCUCUCGCGACUUUUGUCGCUCCUUGGCCAAGAAACUCGUGAGGUCGACUUGUAUCAAGACUACCAAAGUCCCGAAAUAAUUGUAGAAAAGAUUGGGAACUUAAACCUCUAUAAAGUUUGCUACCUCUAUCAGCUGCCGCGGCCACUUUUUGGCCAUCCUAACGAGAGCUAUGUUAUUGCUGUCCCCUUUAUUAAGCGGCCAUCAAGCGCUUGAAACACUUAGUUUCGCUUUGUUUCAAGAAUAUGAAGAAGAAAAAUACAGUCCGAGGUAGAAGGUGACGACUGACUGCUGUAGCGUGUUUGACUUAAAAUAAAGAGAAGUUUCUGCUUAAUAAUUAUGUUCUGCAAGGUAUGACGAGCCUCUAUUGAUCGGCCAACCUCCAUUAAUCGGCCACUUGCCGGUACCCCGAGAGUACUGGCCGCUUGAUGGAGGUUUAACUGUAGAUGGUAAACGUGAUUCAAAUGCUAACCCCUCCUCAGAAAGAAUCAAGACGUCAUCUGAUGUUGAUACGGACCAUUGCGGUGGUCAAUUUACUUUAUCUACGCAGUGGAUAACGCUAAAUUUUGGUUUCCUCAUUCACCCCUCCACCUACGCAUAUCCCAUUACCCUCAAUAGUCCUUCAGUCUCAAAUGUGCAGAAAGAAUUAAGCCACUUGGCACUGUCUUGACAAUGCCACGUUUAAGGGUUUAUUGCUAAAAUGGAGUGUUUUGUGUCGGUUACGCCAUUUAUCUGGGAUGUGAACAACCCAUUAAUCCGGACACGUCACUGAGUAUGACGUCACUAUUUAGCUGGUCUGGGCCCAACCUCGUCCCCAGGGCACUUUUCCCUGGCUUAGCGCCCUGGGGACGAGGUUGGUCUGGGCCGUAUCUUCCGUUAAUACGGGCACUGAGGGGUCCAAAGAAAUUGUCCUUAUUAAGCAAGUUGAAUUAAGAGUGAAUGUAAGGGCUUUCUUUCCCUAGGGACCAAGGAAAUUGUCCGUAUUAAGCGGGUAUCCGUAAAGCGGGGUUUGACUGUAAUUCGAGAUGGAGAUCUCUCUGACAUGUAGCGUGCGAGAGCUGGUCUAGUGGGUGUCCUGAGGCCAGCCAGUGGUGUUUCCGACUCGAGGGUGUCCCGAGUGAAGCCAGAAGUUCUGCCUGGCUCCGCUAGCCCCCAUGGUUAUUCCAAGCAGCCAGUACUCUAAUUUUUACAUGUAAUAUUUUCAUUGUCGUAAUUUAUUUUUGAGCAGUAGUGAGUACAAAAUAAUGAUUGUUGUUGUUGACUCGAGGGUGUCCCGAUAAGGGAGGGAACUUUCAUACUGGCAGGCAGCAACCGUUUUAUUGUUUUAUUGUUAUUAUUUUAUUAUCAUUUUGCCAUAUAAGUUAAAUAUAUACAUAAAAUUAAAAAAAGGUGAGGCAAGAGAGCCCAAGGAAGCAAUAAGGCUUUUGAAUAGGACCAUUUUUAAAAAAAUACUGUGUACCUAAUUAAUAAAUAAAAUACUCACAUCGGCAAGACAAGUCUAACUAGCUAAGAAAAUGCGAUUUCUCUACAACAUAGAAAAUAAUCGUUAAAUAGGAUAAAAAUAGAUAAGGCUGAACGUGCAAGUGCAAAAACGAAAAAGUGAGAAAAUACAAUGCAAGAAUAUACGAGGAAAAAAAAGCGAAAGAAGCGAAAAACUACACACAAGCACUAAGAGAAGUACAGCGUAGUUUAGAAGUGAACACAGCAAAAUACAUUCGCAGCAGCCACCUAUCUACAUCUAGAUUUUUUGUCUUUUUCUCUUGUAUCCCAUCCGGCAAGCUUGCGUCGAAUAUGAUAUCAUAAGCAGGUUUUGAUGGCCGCUUCAGUUAUCAUUUCAUCCAUUUAGCUCAGCCUUUCUUUAUCAAACUGUAAUAAAAUCACUCAUAUAAUGAAAGAACUUGCAACUAAAAGAUAUCAGAAUUAACUCUUUUUCCAGGGAAUUGGAUUAUUUCUUGAGUAGUGGGUGAAUGGAAGAUUUGCAUAAAAAUCAAAACACAAAUAUUUUCUGUCAUAAUAUCCAUAACAAUCGUUGAGAUUGUGUUUGUCAUCGAAAGCCAUAGUUAGUUCUUGACAAAUAAAACUGUUUUUUCAACAAGCUGCACCAUGAAACUGUUUCAUCAGUCGACAUAAUUGAAUCGACCGUGGGAAAACCGUGUCCUACGCAUCAUGAAUACCGGAAAUAUUACAAAUUUCUGUAAACAACGAGAUCGAGAACAAGCGUUCUUGACAUUCUCUUGUUUAUUCGAAUUUAUUGCAACAUCGAAACUGAAGUGCUUUUCCUGUCGGUUUAAGUCAAGAGGUAUCUCGUUAUUUGACGUAACCCUGUGAGCGCCUACUCCCCGACACGUUUCUCGCGAUUUUUGUCGUGAAGAGCUUUGUCACGACAUUUGGCUUCUACAGCAUGAUGCAACUAUGGGUAUUGCUACUCCACAGACAUGCUUCCUGCUAUACUCUAACAUAUUGCGGUCAUGUAAAUAAAGUAAUUUGCUUCUACUACAGUAGAAUCAUGGUAACUCGAACUCUAAAGGGAAACGAAAAAAAGUUCGAGUUAGCGGAGAAUUCGAGUUAUCGGGGUAAAUUUCAGUGAAAUUUUGAUCGAGGAAAAGGAAAUUUAGUUCAAGUUAGCGGGGAAUUCGAGUUAUCCCAGUUCGAGUUAUCGAGGUACUACUGUGUAUUACUACCGCCUGGAUGAGGUGUUCGAUAUUUCCUAGCAGGAGUAUAAACGGUCAACUCUUGACGGACAACUUGCCACGGCAGAAUUUCCCAGGAAAAUGAUUCAAAUAAACUAACUCUCUGGGAUUUCUUUUUUCUUUGCUUAGUUUUCUUUCAUCACUUGUUUUCCCUUUAAUGUUAUUGCUGGCCCUUUACAGCUCCGCGAGGUUUAAAUAACUGUGAACUGAUCGACACCCCCACCUAGGAUUAUAGCGAUGGCGAGGUGACCGUUUCUAAGACUGUUUCUUAGUGCUUGACCCAAUGCUGUCCCUCUUAGACGGACAGGUGCGGACUGUACACACCUGUGCGAUGUUUUAUAACUGGGGACUGCUGCGCGAUAGCAUGACGUUCGUAACAGACUAGUGGUGAACUGUAAAUCAAUAUUAAAAAGAAUCCGCUCUUCAUAUGGAAUAGAAGAUCGCGGACUACUCUGAGUUGGUAUUUGGGCUUUAUGCCGCUGGAUAUUAACUAACUUCUUGUUUUUUGUUGUUCUUGGUUUUGCUUUUUUUUGUUUUUGUUUUUCUUUAUCGUUUCAUCAAAGCUUAGGCAACCUUGUUUGCAUUGUACUUCUUUUUUUGUUCUGUAUGUUUUAGCUUUCACACGACACAGCUAAUUCAUAUCGUCGGUGUUGUCUUUAUUUUGCAGUGAUUCCCAAAGCCAACAGCGUGUUCACGUUUGAGCUUGGAGGGUUCGAGUUCACGAUUCAUGGCAAUCAUUUUCGGUAUCGCUCCUGCGAGCGGUCUGCACGCAAGUUCAAACGUAAACCGACGACGGACUUGUGA
This is a messenger RNA of Porites evermanni, 11489 nucleotides long. Lineage: Eukaryota; Metazoa; Cnidaria; Anthozoa; Scleractinia; Poritidae. The record is from the annotation of a GenBank genome assembly.